CAACAAGCAAUCCGCCGACGCUACUCGGUUGCUGAUCGUCUGCCUUCGGACAUUUCUGCCUUUGCUUCUGACAUGGCCCCUAAUUCGGUCAACACCGCUGCUGCGCUGCCCAGGUAUGCUCCCGCUCGUGACCUAUCUCAGUCUCUAAAGGAGAGACACCUGAAUUAUUUCUCACACGACCGCCACGACAGCUCAAGUUCAGCACCCACAAUGCCUCCUCCGCCUCGCAAGGACGACCCCGUCCCCUUCAGACGAGGACAUGCCCGAGCCAAGUCCAGCGUGUCCAGUCUGAAUCGGCAGGUCAACAGACUUUCACUUACUUUGCCAAUUGCGCCCCCUACGAGCGACCCAUCUCGGCCAACCCCAACCUCUGCACACAUGUCUUCGGUACCCCCGACGCCUAUCGACUCGGGGUUGACAUCACCUGCUGACGCCAACGAAUUCAUCAUUGCAAUUGCUGCUCAGGAGAGACGAGUGCUGGAGCUACGUGAAGAGCUGUUCCGUGCAGAGGCAGAGCUUAACUCGCUCAAGAAGAGGUGGACUUCCCAGGAGAAGAAGGGUGAUCAAAUUCCCUUUGAGGCAUUCAGGAGUCCUGUUCUACCCUCCGAAGAAGAGAGUGGCUCAAACCGGCGGAGUGCCGAUAUGGAGAGGAGGAAGUUGCUACAGCAGAAUCAGACUCCGGCGACCCCCAGUCGACGAAGAGUCUUGCGCGGUGGGCACACGAGAACCCUUUCUCUGCUCUCGCCGGCGAAGCCAGACGUUGGGUUCUCGUUGCAUCAGGAUCGCGAUCAUGAAUUUGAGCCUGUCAGGCUACCUUCAAUAGAGCGCAGGACCGCUCAAUUAACAAACCCACACCUAGCCAAGCGUGCCUCAUGGCAGCCACGCAGCCAGCAGAACGCCGCCGUCCCCCAGGUUUUCGAGGAUUUCAAGACGGGUUUCAAGGCUUUCGUCGAGGACAUUCGCCAAAUCACUGUCGGAGACGAACCCAUCAGCGGCCAGACCGCUCAAUUGGGUCGGGAUCCAUCCAGGACUCAGGACACGAUUCGACCUAACCGACCUCUCCGACCCAAGGUGAGCACGGUCUUCGAGCCACCGCACACCGGCAAUGAGGUUAUGGAAGUCUCGGACAAAUCUACAACAUCGACUACGGGUACCAAGAACAAGACUGAACAGACCUCUCGCGAAAGGUCCAAGACUAAGAGUAAGCCAUUCUCGUGGCAGCCUCUCGGAUUUGACGCACUGGACGACAAUGACUGGUCCAACUGGGAGUCGCCGGCCUCAUCCUCAAAGACAUCCCGCUGGAGCGGCUCUACCAUGGGAAGUGGCGGUCUGGACGACCUGUCAGCCACUUCUGACGAUGGGGAGCCUAUUGACUCGCCAUCCAAGAAGAAGUCGACCGGUUACGAGACGCCCCUACUCUCCCCCAAGUUAGAGGAGAUCCUCCCCAACAUGGUCAAGGGCCUCUCACCCAGCAACCUCAAGCGCACCGCGACAAACCUAAUGGACGAGUGGGAGAGGUCCCUCACUGAUCCCCAAUAUCCUCAUCAGUCGCAGAACAAGGAGAACAACGCAUAG
Fusarium vanettenii 77-13-4 is the source of this 1575-nucleotide messenger RNA. RefSeq lists its product as uncharacterized. The record is from RefSeq and is a predicted model, not a curated record. Lineage: Eukaryota; Fungi; Ascomycota; Sordariomycetes; Hypocreales; Nectriaceae. The transcript is spliced from 2 exons. The annotation marks the transcript as partial.